AUGUGUGAGGUAAUUGUAGUCAGGUGCUGCGCGCAGUACUUUAUAGAUUUUCUCACAAUUCUCGAUGGCUGCAACAUGAAUGUCAUUCGUUCCUUUAACCCCUCAUUGGCUCCGUUUAUGAAGCAACUACCCAGAUUUCUGUAUGGAAGUAAGCUCAUAGUACGUUCUCGAGAAUGCCAGGAGGUGAUAGAUAGGCUAGAUCUACGCAAGAAGUAUCCAGAUUCACAGAAUUUGGAUAUAAUCGAUGUCUUUACUGGUUAUGGAUUACUUUCCUCAAUGAUUAACUACGAACUUAAACCACGCAAACAUGUAGUUAUUGAAGCGGGAAAGGCUAACAUCGAAGAAUGGACUAAGAGAAUCAAUCAUUUGAAAGAAACAACCAACAACAAAGAGAAUUUUAUUCUCUACCCUCAUGAUGGUUUCAAUUGGGCCACCUACAAUCGCUUGAUUGACCAGGACAAAAUUGUGACGCCACGAACCGUGGAUAGAAGCAAAAUUCACGAUGAGCUUCUUAUCAUUGGUAACUUGACUUCGUCUUCCUUUGGAGAGUCGUUGUUAGCACAAUGGAUAAUGUGUUCAGUUUAUCGUAACUGGCUCCAGAAAUAUGGAAGAGUACGAAUGAUAUGCGUAAUUCCUGAAGGUACUGCCCACAAGUUUCUUUCCGGAAGAGGGUUUCCCAAACGUAAUAGAUCUGCCAUAAAGCGAGAAAUGUUCACCGAUACAAAACUUAUUGCCAUAACUCAAAUCCUCGAAGUAAGUUCUUCUCCAGAAGGCUUCAAAUAUGACCCUAAUACCCUUUUCAACGACCAGCCGUACUGUAUCUCAUCCAAGGCGAUAUUACCUCCAGGAACAACUUUGAGCGUCAUAGAGAUCGAGCCAAAAGAUCUCGGUCUGUUCGACGUGGAUUUGCUAGAGUACGUUCUUCAAAUUCUCAUGUAUAAAGCUACUGGCAGGGUCAUAGAUUCGCUUGCUCAAAUUGCUCCAGGCGCAGAAGUCGAGUUGGCUCCUAAACUAUCACCUGAAUUAUUGGAGAAGUGCCCCAGAGAUCUCACCACUGACGAAUUCAUGAGCAUUUUUGAGGUUGUCGACAACUGGGCGUUCAAGCCCUCUAUCGCGGAUAGAAUAGACAUUGUACAAGAGGACACCCGGACGUUUUGA
Meyerozyma guilliermondii ATCC 6260 is the source of this 1158-nucleotide messenger RNA. Its product is annotated as RNA polymerase specificity factor. Gene Ontology annotation, cellular component: mitochondrial DNA-directed RNA polymerase complex; mitochondrial matrix. NCBI's taxonomy places the organism in Eukaryota, Fungi, Ascomycota, Pichiomycetes, Serinales, Debaryomycetaceae. The transcript has a single exon. Gene Ontology annotation, biological process: transcription initiation at mitochondrial promoter. The record is from RefSeq and is a predicted model, not a curated record. Bases 1 to 1158 code for a protein of 385 amino acids. Gene Ontology annotation, molecular function: mitochondrial transcription factor activity.